Neomonachus schauinslandi (Hawaiian monk seal) is the source of this 924-nucleotide messenger RNA. Its product is annotated as heterogeneous nuclear ribonucleoprotein D-like. Gene Ontology annotation, biological process: regulation of gene expression. Gene Ontology annotation, cellular component: nucleoplasm. Lineage: Eukaryota; Metazoa; Chordata; Mammalia; Carnivora; Phocidae. Gene Ontology annotation, molecular function: poly(A) binding; poly(G) binding. The record is from RefSeq and is a predicted model, not a curated record.
AUGGAAGGCAUUGGAGGAGCAAUAUUGUGGUUAGCCAAGACUGCAGAAUACACCACCCAGGAAUAUGACUGGGUCAGCCCUUAUCACAAGAUUCACAUCCUGAGAAUACAACGCUCCACCGCCGCCGUUGCUGUGACCUGGACUGCGUGCCAGCAGCCCCCGGCCGACAACUCCGCCACCAUGGAGGACAUGAAUGAGUACCGCAACAUAGAGGAAUUCGCAGAGGGAUCCAAGAUCAAUGUGAGCAAGAAUCAGCAGGAUGACGGUAAAAUGUUUAUUGGAGGCUUGAGCUGGGAUACAAGCAAGAAAGAUCUGACUGAAUAUUUGUCUCAAUUUGGGGAAGAUGUAGACUAUACAAUUAAAACAGAUCCAGGGACUGGAAGAUCUAGAGGAUUUGGAUUUGUGCUUUUCAAAGAUGCUGCUAGUGUUGAUAAGGUUUUGGAACUGAAAGAACACAAAUUGGAUGGCAAACUGAUAGACCCCAAAAGGGCCAAAACUUUAAAAGGAAAAGAACUCCCCAAAAAGGUUUUUGUGGGUGGAUUGAGCCCAGAUACUUCUGAAGAACAAAUUAAAGAAUAUUUUGGAGCCUUUGGAGAGAUUGAAAAUAUUGAACUUCCCAUGGAUACAAAAACAAAUGAAAGAAGAGGAUUUUGUUUUAUCACAUAUACAGAAGAAGAGCCAGUAAAGAAAUUGUUAGAAAGCAGAUAUCAUCAAAUUGGUUCUGGGAAGUAUGAAAUCAAAGUUGCACAACCCGAAGAGGUAUACGGGCAGCAACAGCAACAACAAAAAGGAGGAAGAGGUGCUGCAGCUGGUGGACGAGGUGGUACUAGGGGUCGUGGACGAGACUACAGUGGCCAACAGAGCACUUAUGGCAAGGCAUCCCGAGGGGGUGGCAGUCACCAAAACAAUUACCAGCCAUACUAA